AUGGUUGGGAAAAUUCUCGACUUUGAAUGCGCCGUCAUCACAGGCGGCGCGGGUGGACUGGGCUAUGCUAUGGCCGAGUACUUUCUCACCCAAAGCAAAAAGGUCAUCCUCGUCGGUCGAACCGAGUCCAAGCUGGUGGAAGCAUCCAAGAAGCUCUCCAAUGCUCCUUUCUACGUGCUCGAUACGGGCAACGUGGACGACAUUCCUGCAUUCACCAAGAAGGUGCUGGCUGAACACCCGGAAGUCGACUGCCUGAUCAACAAUGCCGGUGUGCAGCGUCCUCUCGAAGUGCAGAACCUUGCACUCGACAAGGUGGACAACGAGAUCAACAUCAAUAUCCGCGGUCCCGUCCAUCUCGCCACCGCGUUCCUCGACCACCUCAAGACCAAGAAGGUCGGCGUCAUUAUGAACGUCAGCUCCGUGCUUGGCUUCGUGCCGUACUCUAUCAUUAACCCUGUGUAUAACGCGGCGAAAGCGUUCGUUCACUUCUGGUCCGAAGCGCAGCGUGUGCAGCUCAAGAAUACCAACGUGCGCGUUGUCGAGAUCGUGCCCCCGAGUGUGGGUACCGAUCUGCACAGGGAGCGCGAGAACCCGGACGACAACAAGAAGCAUCUCGGCGCCAACUCGCUGACGGUCGAGGAGUUCAUGGAUGAUCUGGUCAAGGGUUUGAAAGCGGACCAGGACGUCAUCAGCGCUGGUUCGGGGAUCGCGCUUGUCGAGAAGUGGGACAAAGCGUUCCGUGAGCAGUUUGAUGCUGCUGCUGCCAAGUACCAGCCCAAGUGA
Molecule: messenger RNA, 783 nt
Organism: Sporisorium graminicola
Lineage: Eukaryota; Fungi; Basidiomycota; Ustilaginomycetes; Ustilaginales; Ustilaginaceae
Exons: 1
Coding region: 1-783 (260 amino acids)
Cellular component (GO): membrane
Molecular function (GO): oxidoreductase activity
Source: RefSeq, a predicted model, not a curated record